CAAAGAAAAAUAUAAUUUUUGUUAAAUUUCCCUUGUAAACCUCAAAAAAUAUGUACAUAUAAUCAGCUAAAAAAACUCUAAAUUAUUGAUGUACCUUCUCUUCCAUUUACUUCUCUUACUUAAUAUUUCACAUAAUUCAAUAUUUUGGUAUUUACUCCACUUUGAAAAAGUCAAAGAAUAUUUCCUGGAAGCUGCGAUAUAAAGUGACAGUUUUGACUGUUUCAGAGUUUAUCCACUCAAUCAAAGCAAAAGUCAGGAGCACCAUUUUCGCUUUGAAUAUAGGGUUUUUAGAGUAAAUUAACGUGUAUGAUUAUUUUCCAAGCACGACUUCAGAUAGACUAGAAUGCAAAAGAACAAAGUUAUGUUGUUUUUAAAUCAUUAACGAUAAGAUCCUUCGCAUCUUUUGAAAGACUACAGAAAGAUGAUUUUGUUUUUUAUUUGUACUCUUGGAACAACGUUACUGAUAGAUUAUUUCGUUUCUAUUCUGUUGUUCGUUAGCACUUGGAACAACAUUCACAAUCUGAUAUAAAGAGCUUAGCUGUCAAAAUCAUUAAGAAGAAACAACCAAAUUAUUGGUUAAUAAUUAGGCAAUGACGUGAAGAUCAUAGUAAUAUAAACACUCAUCUUGGAAGAAGUUGGAGGCCUGCACACACCCCUCUUGAAUCUUGAACCAGCCAACAAAGAACGAUGAUUCUGAAAUUGGUAUACCAUUUCAUGAUUUUGAUACUAUGGUUUAUACAUGUAGAUGUAUCUGCACAAGGUGACCUAUAUGUAGCAAAGCCUGGCUGUGAUUCGCAGUGUGGAGAUCUUCAAAUUCCCUUUCCCUUUGGAAUGAAGAGUUCAGAAUGUUACGCAGGGAAAUGGUUUGAAAUAGAAUGCAGAAACACUUCCACAUAUCAAACACCUUACCUCAAGUCAAUAGGAGUGGAAGUAACAUCCAUUGAUGUGGAAGGAGGCACGGUUACUAUCAAUAAUCCCAUUAACCGUGAUAACUGCGGAACCAAACAUUCUCCGGCGGUGAACCAGUCGUUGGAAGGAAGCCCUUUUGUGUAUUCGCAGGAACACAACAAAUUUGUUGCCGCAGGUUGCAAUAUUAUUGUUUUUUUGCAGGUAAAUGGGACAGAAAGUAGUGGUUGUGUGUCGAUCUGCGACGAGGACUUGAAGGUGGAUGAUAUUGGAAAAAUGGAGCUUAAAAACAGUGAUUGUAAUGGGAAGAACUGCUGUCAGAAUUCCCUGCCACCGUAUCUUAAGGAAUACAGCACCCAAGUAAAAGGUUUGAAGGAGAAUGUAACGGAUGGUGAGUGCAGUUACGCCAUGGUUAUACAGCAAAAUCUGAACUCAUACGACUACCUAAGCUAUCCUUACUAUGCUCCCAAAAGCUACUAUUUUCCUGUGAAUGGUGAGAUGAAGGAUUUAGAUGUGGUCCCUGUGGUGCUUGAAUGGGAGAUUCUCAACAAUAUGAACCUUAAUCUCCCAACACUUUCUCAGUGUUAUGACACUAAUGUUACUUCUUCACGGUAUAAACGCUCAGGUCAGAGAUGUUCCUGCUUAGGCGGUUCCAGUUUCGGUUCCAACCCCUACCUUGAGGGAGGUUGUUCGGCCGAUUAUUCGGUCUACCAGAAUUCGCCAAGUCACCUAACAAUAUCCGUCAUAAAAGGAAUUUCUAUAAGCUUUGGAUCUAUCAUUUUACUUCUGAUUUUAUGGCGGGUGUUCAAGGUUACAAAAAAAACCAUAGUGAAGAAAUGGAGAGAAAAAUUCUUCAAAAAAAAUGGUGGAUUAUUGUUACAACAAAGAUUGUCCUCUGGUGAAAUAAACGUGGAUAAAGUUAAACUCUUCAGCUUAAAAGAAUUGCAGAAGGCCACUGAUAACUUCAAUGCAAAUAGAGUACUUGGAAAAGGCGGUCAAGCUACUGUUUAUAAAGGCAUGUUAAUAGAUGGAACGAUUAUUGCAGUGAAAAAAUUUAAGGUCCAAGGAAAGAUUGAAGAAUUUAUUAAUGAAUUCGUCAUCCUUUCACAAAUUAACCACAGGAACGUGGUUAAGUUGUUAGGAAGUUGUUUGGAGACUAAAAUUCCUUUGCUUGUCUAUGAAUUCAUUCCUAAUGGCAAUCUUUUUGAGUACUUGCAUCAACAAAAUGAGGAUCUGCCAAUGACAUGGGAGAUGCGUUUGAGAAUUGCCACUGAAGUUGCAGGAGCCUUGUUUUACUUGCACUCUGCUGCUUCUCAGCCUAUUUAUCAUAAAGAUAUCAAGUCAACAAAUAUACUAUUGGAUGAAAAGUAUAGGGCAAAAGUAGCAGACUUUGGUACAUCAAGAAUGAUUUCUAUUGAUGUUACUCACCUUACUACAGUAGUUCAAGGAACAUUUGGAUACUUGGACCCUGAAUUUUUUCAAACUAGUCAAUUCACAGAAAAAAGUGAUGUCUACAGCUUUGGAGUUGUUCUUGUUGAACUUUUAACUGGGCAAAAGCCAAUAACCCUCCUAAGUCAAGAGGAAGCCAAAAGUUUAGCUUCAUAUUUCAUCAUGUGUGUGGAGGAAAAUUGUGUGUUUGAUAUUAUUGAUGAAAGAGUGAUGAAAGAAGGGGAAAAAGAUCAUAUUAUGAAAGUUGUCAACCUUGCAAGUCAAUGUUUAAAGCUGAAUGGAAAGAGGCGACCAACUAUGAGAGAAAUCACCUUGGAAUUAGAGGGUAUUCGAAAAUUGGUAAAGGAGUCUAAUGCACAAGAGUUACAUAAUGAGUUUGUUAGAAGCGAAGACUGUCAAUCUUGGGAUGAUAAUUCUAUUAUAUCAGAAAUAAUAUCAACUUUUGAUCUAAGUAGCAGAACAACAAUCUUGAAAGAUGUUCACAUUGUUACCAUAUGAUCGGUAAGUAUUUUUAUUUUUGUGUUAAGUAAAGUACCGAAAAACAGAACAGAA
Molecule: messenger RNA, 2907 nt
Organism: Vigna unguiculata (cowpea)
Lineage: Eukaryota; Viridiplantae; Streptophyta; Magnoliopsida; Fabales; Fabaceae
Product: wall-associated receptor kinase-like 1
Source: RefSeq, a predicted model, not a curated record